UUUCAUUUGGUUUAAUCACCGAUGGGUUAUUCUUUCUGAUCGAAAUCGCUGAGAUAUGUUAACCAAGAAAAAUUUGUUAUACAUAUUGUUAGGAACAUUUACUGGAUUUAGAAAGAACUAUUCUGGCUUUCCGUCCAUUGAUAUGGUGCACCAACUUAAUUGCCCUGGUUGAGUUGGUUGAAGUACAUGGAAGUGAAUAACCCCAUUUACUUAGAAGUUCUCUGUCGGCGAUCGGCAGGCACAGCUCCAAAUAAUAAUUAUUCGCAUGAAUCUUUUGCAGUUGGGAAUUUUAACGGAUCAGAGUCUGAUUUAGAUGUCAAGAGAUCGGACUUCCCUGCUGACUUCUUGUUCGGAGCUGCUACUUCGGCUCUGCAGGUAGAAGGAUCAGCCAGAAAAUAUGGGAAAGGACUAAGUGUCUGGGACACCCAUGCUGUGAAAAUCCAAGAAAAGAUUGCAGACAAGAGUACACCAGAAACUGCAAUCGAUUCUUAUAGACGUUACAAGGAAGAUGUGAAGUUGCUAAAAGAACUUGGCGUGGAUGCUUACAGAUUCUCUAUAUCUUGGACGAGGAUUCUGCCCAGUGGAUCCUUGAGCGGUGGAGUCAACCAAGAAGGCAUUGACCAUUACAACAAUCUCAUUGAUGAACUAAUCAGAAAUGGCAUUGAACCUCUUGUGACAAUUUUUCACUUUGAUCCGCCACAAGUGCUGCAAGACAAAUAUGGAGGGCCCUUGAGUCAGAAAUUUGUGGAUGAUUUUAGGGAUUAUGCUGAAAUUUGUUUCAAAACAUACGGAGAUAGGGUUAAAAAGUGGAUCACAUUAAAUGAGCCGCUGAUGAUAGCCCAACUUGGUUACGAUUAUGGAAUUGGACCGCCUGGGAGGUGCUCCUUACCAGCUUUCGAAUGCCCAGCUGGUAAUUCAUCCACUGAGCCUUAUGUUGUGAGCCACAACCUAAUACUUGCUCACGCUGCGGCUGCCAGGCUCUACAAGGAAAAGUUCCAACACAAUCAAGGUGGAGAAGUUGGUAUAGCCCUUGUAGCUGAGUAUUUUGAGCCCCAUUCAGAAUCAGCAGAAGAUAAAGAAGCUGCAAAAAGAGCCUUGGACUUCAACAUUGGAUGGUUCAUGGAACCACUAGUUUAUGGAUCAUAUCCAGCUUCCAUGAGAAGUAUAGUAAAAGAGAGAUUACCCACUUUCACCAACGCAGAUAAAGAGCUGGUCAAGGGAUCAUUUGAUUUUAUUGGCUUCAACUACUACACAUCCAGAUAUGCAAAAACCAUAACUGUGGAUCCAAAUGCACCACCAACCAGCUUCAGUCUUGACUGGCACUUAGACCUUCGAGCUGAUAAAGAUGGAGUUCCUAUAGGUGAAAAGGCUGAAGGAAGCGACUUUAUUUUUAUAUAUCCAAUGGGGAUACAAAAAUUUCUGGAGCACGUGAACGAAAAGUACAAAAGCCCCAAAAUCUACAUCACUGAGAAUGGAGUCAGUGAAGCAAAAGUCAACGACAGGCCUAUUCAGGAAGCUUUGAAAGAUAAACACCGCAUCAAGUUUGUCCUGCAACAUUUGCAUCAGAUCAAGCAAGCAAUGAAGAAAGGAGUAAAGGUGAACGGAUACUUUUACUGGUCUCUGUUCGACAGCUUUGAGUUUGGAGCGGGCUAUACAACAAGAUUCGGGCUUUACUACAUCGAUUACAAGAACAAUUUCAGGCGCAUACCAAAACUGUCGGCAAAGUGGCUCCCUGUGUUUCUCAAAGGCAAAGAAGAAACAGCAGACGUGUCAUUGUCUUCUUUUAAAUAGAUCACUAGCGUAUGUACCUAAUCUUACCUGAUCCUGUUGUAGAUAGUUUUGUACAUCAGAUCUAAUGCUAUUUGCUAGCAAGCACCCACAUGUGAAAAGAGUUGCAUUUUUGUAAACGAUGUAUUAUUGGCAUCCACCAAAGGAAAUGCGGUGCA
This is a messenger RNA of Eucalyptus grandis, 1946 nucleotides long. Its product is annotated as beta-glucosidase 24. Lineage: Eukaryota; Viridiplantae; Streptophyta; Magnoliopsida; Myrtales; Myrtaceae. Gene Ontology annotation, biological process: carbohydrate metabolic process. The transcript has 13 exons. The record is from RefSeq and is a predicted model, not a curated record. Gene Ontology annotation, molecular function: beta-glucosidase activity. The coding region runs from base 187 to 1791 and encodes 534 amino acids.